Bursaphelenchus xylophilus (pine wood nematode) is the source of this 1086-nucleotide messenger RNA. The record is from the annotation of a GenBank genome assembly. Lineage: Eukaryota; Metazoa; Nematoda; Chromadorea; Rhabditida; Aphelenchoididae.
AUGAUCUCAUACACAAGUAAAAAUACGGAAGUGAGGGGGGAGCCCGAGGCAACUUUGAGAACAAAUGAAAGUUCUGGGAUUACAUGGACUCCAGAUGACAGGAGUGAUUACAUUAUACCGCCAUUUGUGUUGUUUGAAAGGAGAUAUCGAGUAAGUUUAAGGAGUGUAAAAUUCAUUAACCUUUUAUUAGUUUUCCUAUAGGCACAAAAUAAAUGUGUGUGUUAUUGAAAAGAACAUGUCUACUGUUCUAACGGCCAUUAUCUGCUACUUAUAUGAUUCAAAAAAGUUUGUUGAAAAGAAGAGGAGUAUCAACAAGGAGGACUUCAACAUCCGGUAAGCGAACUCCAGCAUUGAUAGCGUUCUUUAUUCCUUGAAAACCUCCUUUUCAGCCUUUGUAAAUACAAAAACGAAGCCAAUAAUAUUUAUGCCAUCCAGGGUUACAAAAAGUAUAAAAGGGAAUACCUGAACUUGGCGGUCAGUCGAGAUCCCAUCGAACGGUUUAUCUCCGGAUUUACAGACAAAUGUCUGAUCGAAAAGAUUUACAAAAAACGACGUGGAACUUGUAACAACUGCGAAGGGAAUGUUACUUGCUUUAUUGAGAAGGAAUACGAGAGGAUGACGAGGUUUGCGGUGGGUGAAGGGGUGGCCUCUUUUGACGAUCAACACUUCUUCCCGCAGAAUUGGUAGGUCAAUUUAAAAUUUUUGUUAGGAACCAGUAAUGAUUUAUAUUUUAUAUAUUUCUCCAGGCGUUGCCAAUUCGCGACCCAUUUCUCCAAGUAUAAUAUAUUGAAGUACUCAAAAGCAAAAGAUGGAACUCAACAAUUCUUCAACGAACUCUUCGAUUACUUUAGAGGUCAUAAUGUGACGGACCAGCAAAUCCGAUUCAUCCAACGACAAGUGAAUUCAGGACGAACGAGGCAUUCCACAGCGGAUAAAAUUAUUUCGAUGAAGUUGGAACAAGAGGUCAGAUCAAGUCCAUAUUUAAUGCAGAUGCUGGUCAAGAUGUAUUAUUAUGACUUUCUGAUAUUUGGCUAUCCAUUGCCAAAAAUUGUGAUAUGCCAAGAAAACACACGGAAAAUGUGCUGA